UGUGGCUCACAGGGCCUCGACCCGCGGUCGGCCGCCAACCUCUUCUCCAACGCGGUGUGCAUCGGGGAAAAGAUGAUAAAUAACGAAGACUGCUUCAUCCUGAAGCUAGAGGUGGGCGCUGGCACCCUCAAAUCCAGAAGCAGUAGUAGUGUGGAGAUAAUGCGUCACACGGUGUGGGGCUACUUCAGCCAGCGCACUGGCCUUCUCUGUCAGUUCGAAGACUGCCACCUGCUAAGAAUCAAAGCCAACAGUGGUGAUGAGAGUUACUGGGAAACUAGCAUGGAAUCGUUAAUCGACGACUAUAGGCUAAUUGAUGGCAUUGCCAUAGCUCACUCCGGUCGAACUGUGGUCUCCCUAUUGCGGUACGGUGAAACAUCCACCACGCACAGCAGGACUAGGAUGGAGGAGACAUGGAGUAUAGAGGAAGUGGAUUUCAAUAUUUGGGGGCUCUCAGGAGACUGUUUCCUUCCUCCUGCAGAUUUACGCAAAGAACAAGACUCGUACGAUGUGGUGGUGGGAGGAGGCGGGGGCGCGAGAGGCACAACACUUGGGAGAAGCAAGUCAGCGAGGAUCGUGGCACCGGAAAAUGGGGCCCGGAACCAUCAAGAUUCAACAGAUGAGGAAGAUGAAGAUUGACGAUGGAAGUGGAAGAGGAGGGGGCAGGCGAAAGAGAAGAGGGGAAGAGGGUUUUCGGGUUCUAAAAGAUGUAAAGAGUGAAGGGAGGUCUUUCCCCUGUGUGUACAUAUGCCAAGAGUUCUUCGAAUCGGAGAUGGUUCGGGUGGACUCGGUAGCAUGCCACACCGUUACCGUUAAAAGAGUUUUGCGAUACUACCCGUUUGGUUUCAAGCAAGAUACUAAUAGCACUUCACACCGUCUGAUGUAAAAAACUGGACAACUGAGCUGAAAGCUUUGAGGCGAGGAAUGACACUCUUCGGCCAUCCGUUGUUGAUAUCGGAUUGUCUCAGGGCCUAAAAGUACGAUGAUGUUUACACCAAAGGGUGGGGUUUGUAUCGAGCUUAGGCUUUAAACAAUCAAAGUAAAGCGCACUUUCAAAUAGUGUCGAAAAA
Messenger RNA from Amborella trichopoda, 1067 nucleotides. NCBI's taxonomy places the organism in Eukaryota, Viridiplantae, Streptophyta, Magnoliopsida, Amborellales, Amborellaceae. The record is from RefSeq and is a predicted model, not a curated record.